Messenger RNA from Peromyscus eremicus (cactus mouse), 1817 nucleotides. RefSeq names its product centromere protein Q (gene Cenpq). The transcript is spliced from 9 exons. NCBI's taxonomy places the organism in Eukaryota, Metazoa, Chordata, Mammalia, Rodentia, Cricetidae. The record is from RefSeq and is a predicted model, not a curated record. The coding region runs from base 555 to 1364 and encodes 269 amino acids.
AAGGGAAGCACCGGAGGACAGAGACAGGAGGCAGAAAGAUGAACACAGCAAGGGCAGAGACUCGCAAGCCUGACGUGCUCCACAGCGUACAGGCCGACUCACAGGCCACAAAGUGGGAGGCGACCCGGCCGAGCCCCGAUCCCACCGCCGAACCCCGAUCCCCGCGGCUCACAGGCACUCGCAGCGGGAGCUGGUGAGCCCGUCCAAUCGGGGGGGGGCGUGGCCGACACCACCCUCCCGACCAGCCAAUCCGAUCCCGCCGUCGCGGACGCGUUUCUGUGACGUAUAAGAACGUGACGGGCGGACGGGUCUCCUACUGCUUCAUGGGCGCUUCCGGUUCCCGGGUCGUGGUGUUUGUUUUGGUUUGCAGGGUAUUUUUUUUCCUUUUCCGGUUGUUUGGGCGCGAAAAGACUGAGCCGCGCUUUCUGAGGCCGGGAAUAAACGGCGAUGGGUGGAGAAAGAGGUGAAGCGGCUGACGGAUCCAGAAAGGGAUGAAUUUUGAGCCUCACGCGCUUGUGACUAUGUGUCAUUGCAAUUGUAUUGUUUAGAUCAAAAUGCCUGGUAAAGCAAAUGCUUCUAAGAAGAAAUCUCAACAGUUAAAGAGAAAUUCAAAACAAAGAGCUGAUGAAGAAGUGGAUUUUCCAGAGAAUGAGGUUGGAAACACAGCAAAAAGAAACAAAAGUCGUGCAGGGCAUCUAUCCUCUAAAGCAACAGGACAAGCAAAGUCUAUUAACCUAAAGCGGAUAAAAGUAGCGUCCAACAAGAGAAAAACCUGGCAGCCUCUUCCAAAAAAUACUGAAGAAUAUUUGCAAAGUAUGAUGGAAUCCGUAAUUCUAGAAAUCUUAACCAAAAACAUUAAAGGGAAAGAACAAAUUCAGUAUCAUCUCAACUACUUGAAGAAAAGAUUACUGCAACAGUGUAGAACACUGAAAGUCCCUCCCAGAAAGCUGAACUAUUUAACCGAUGUGUCAAAUCUGCUGAAAAUGGAAAGGGCACAGGAAAGAGCUCAUGAAGAGGACCUGGCUUUACUGCAGGAAGAAAUAGACAAAAUAGUAGAGACCACAGAGUCAAUGACUGAAAGUAUUCAGAGCCUAAAGAACAAAAUUCAGACUCUGACAAAUGAGGUAGAGGAAGAGGAGCAGAAGAUGAAACAGGAAUUUCACCUGGAUAGUAAUAAGGUACUGUCUCUUCCAGAACUUUCUCAGAAAAGUCUUAAAGCACCCACACUUCAAGAAGAAAUUUUGGCAGUAAUUCCAAACCAGAAUGCUCUUCUGAAGGACUUGGAUGUCCUUCAUAAUUCAUCCCCAGUGAAGGACAUGUCAGCGUUCAUUCAAGAAGCCUAUAAGAAACUUGAUGGCUCUUAAGGAGUUGGUUGUGGUUUUUGUUUUUAAGCAUUGUUCCAUAUUAACUUAUUGUGUAUGAAUUGUAAAACCUUCCUUUUUAGGACAGAGUCUCACUCUGUGUGUUGCCUGGGCUGGCCCAGUGUCACCCAUACUGGCCUUGAACUCACAGCAGUCCUACCUCAGCAUGCUGAGUUCUGGGAUUACAUAUGUGAGCGGCACAUCUGGCCCAAAGGUGUACAACUUAACUGUAGUAAGACUAUAAAGCUGAUGUUUUUGCAGAACAAUUACCCCCUGUUAUCCACUUUAAAAAUAGCCUUUGUGGCCCUAUCAUUAGUAUCUAAUGUUCUAAAAACAGUUGAUAGCAGUUGCUAAACCUAGGAAAUCCAUAUAUGCUGUAUCUAUAGUUAUUUGCUAAAACCGUAUACUAUGAAUGAUUUUUGAAAUUAAAAAGGCCAUGUUGUAACAGUUUAUGAA